Planococcus citri (citrus mealybug) is the source of this 5121-nucleotide messenger RNA. RefSeq lists its product as uncharacterized. The record is from RefSeq and is a predicted model, not a curated record. Gene Ontology annotation, biological process: regulatory ncRNA-mediated post-transcriptional gene silencing. Bases 467 to 4777 code for a protein of 1436 amino acids. The transcript is spliced from 20 exons. NCBI's taxonomy places the organism in Eukaryota, Metazoa, Arthropoda, Insecta, Hemiptera, Pseudococcidae. Gene Ontology annotation, molecular function: RNA binding; 5'-3' RNA helicase activity. Gene Ontology annotation, cellular component: P granule; cytosol.
AAAAAAUAGUUAUCUGUACACAUAAGUGUAAGCAUGUUGAAUGUAUUCCAUUUGAUAUUAAUCACGCGCACGCCUAAUUGUUUCAACGGACUUACAUUUUCAUAAAACUUCGCCUCAUGUUCAAACGUAUGCUAGUGCGUAAAUAAUAGGAAAUUUAUUGUGAGUGAAUUACAGAAAGUACUUCAAGACUUUCUCCUUAUAAUCUCACUGCAGGUGAAUACAGUCAGGACAGGACUGAUGUCGAAUAGUUUAAAACUAAUUUUUAAUCCUACAAAUACUUUUUGAUUAUUCUCAGUUGCUCGAGAAAUGAUUUCGGUUUUUUUGUGAUCGUGUUUUAGUAAUUUUAUGAUGUGUGUUGGUUUUUAUUUUCAUUUUUAAACCGGUUUAAAUAACUUUUUAAAGUUUAAUGAAAUAUGAUAAGUAAUGUUGAGUAAUUUAUGUGCUUGAUAAAAUUUUAAAAUUGACAAUGAAGUCCUUUUACGUGGGAAUAUGGCGCAAAGCGUCACAAUUAUUCAAGUCAUCACCAUCAAGUAUGGAUGACGAUCGUGAACCUGAAAUCGAUCCUGCUUUAAAUCAACAUUUACAACAAACGAUGAACGAAGAGUUGAACAAAUAUGGAAAAAAAUUGGACGAUUCGCUUGAAAAUUUACUUUCCCGAAUGAAACCCGCAGACGACUUAUUUUCAUCUCAUGGCGACUGUAAAUCUAUCGAAUUCUCGACAGCCAGACGUAAAGAAUUCGUUGAAAAAGUGAAGAAUAUCAGAGAAAUUAUUCAAAACGAAUUUCGUGGCGAUUUGGCUAAAUUGAUCGCUUCGAAAUAUUCGAACAACGCCAAUUGUUUCCAGAAAGAGCAAUCCGGUGACUCUAUUGAUGAAAUAACACACUUGUUCAAACAAUUGAAACUCUCUUCUGAUUCAAUGGAAAUCGAUCGUGAAACUUAUUCCGAUGUGAUCGAUUUGUUUGAAAAUUUAAAUAUAUCCGGUAAGGAAUCUAAUGCGGAUAUUAUCGAUUUAUUGAAAAGAUUAUCCUUGUCCAACAUCGAAUCGCUAGAUCGAGAUGACUUUUCUGAUUCAAAAACCGACGAAUGUGGAACUGUAGGUGAUUUUGACGCCAUGGAUUAUAAUUCAGGCGGUGAUGAAAUGAUUAACGGUGAGAGAAAAAUUGAUGUAGAAAUACACGAUUUACUCGUCGAAGAGAAAUAUUCAUCAAAUAAUGAUUCUGGGUUCUAUGAAGGCGUAAGUUUAACCGACGUUGAUUCGUUGAUAAAAGAGAAGCUGCCAUUUUUACCUGGCACACAUUCUGAUUCUGUUUCCGAAAAGAGCUUGGACGUGGUUCAAUCCGAUUUAUUAGUUGAAGAGAAAUCUCCAUCAUCACCAGAUAUCGAUUCUAUUGCCGAAGAAAGCGUGGUAUUGGUUGAACCGAAUUUAUCAGUUGAAAAGAUAUCUUCAUCGCCAGAUACCGAUUCUGUUAUCCUAGGGAGAACGCUUUUGGACGAAUCAGAUAAUAUAUUAGUUGGAAGCGAAUUUUCAUCAUCAGAUGCUGAUUCUGUAUCCGGAGAGAGCUCAAUUUUGGAUUGGCCUGAUUUCCUCGUAAAUAGCCGACGUUUUUUUCCCGAGGAUGAAGGCUUCAUUAAAUUUUCGUGCAAUUGUUGUUCCGAAACGUUGGCUACAGAUCGAAAAAAUGCUGCUAUCGCAUUUACUAAUUUCAUGGUGGACAAGCGACUGAUUACGAAUGAAAGUCGUCUAUCGGAGCGAGAAUUAGAUUCAAUUUAUGCCAUAUAUGAAAUCGAGACUAAUCCUGAAGUUUCCAUUUCGGACCAGGUUUUGACCAUUUUGCAGACCAUUGGUAUCGUUAAGAAAAAGCCUUCGCCUAUUGAUGAAAACAAUAAGAAUGUGGAAUUUGAAGAAACUUUUUUCCUUGAUCGAAGUCAUGGUUUACAAGUUCGUUCUGAUGAAUCGGAAACUAGAAGCAAAGUUCUGCGAGCUCUGAAUCCCGAUUAUGUUAACAGAGCAGCCAUGUUUCGAUGUUCUGUUUGUAAGAAUUGUUUUCUCACUAAGGAAGAACUCGACGAUCAUAAUAUCUCCGAAAUUCAUAUUCUCAAAACUCUUCAUGAUCGAAACAGGAGUUGGUUCCUGAAAGACGUUGAUUAUUUGAAAAUCAGCGGAAUACCGAAUCGAAAACUGAGUCUUGAUGAAACUGGAAAUGCCGAAAUCUCGCUUGUGAACGUAGCCAAAGAUGGAGAAAAAAUUACCAUUUGGCGUAUUUUUGAGUUGGUUCAUUUCGGUGGCUCGGUGAAAAUGGAGUAUGGGUCGAAUUAUUGUUUGGAGAAAGGAGAAUCCUUCAAAAUUAGAAUGAAAGCCAAAUUUACGAGUAUUCUUUUCAAUGAAACGGCGUAUCCAAUUGUUUUAAAAGUAUCCCUUAAUGACGCCAGCAAAUGCAAUUACAUAUUGAUUGAACCACGUUUCAAAGCGGUCAAGAGCAGUAAAAGAAUAAAUUGUGCGCUUACAAACCUGAAGAAUUGCAAACCUCAUUCGAAAACGAGCCCUGAAAAUGAUGAACGAUGCAUUACUGCUGAGUCAGUUAAACCAAGUCGAAAUAUGAUUACGGAUGCAUUUCGUGCUUUUCAUUCGAAUAGGAGAAACGUUGCGAUGGAUAAUUUGAGAGUGAAAAGGGAUAUACCUAAACUCGACGCACAGAAAAAUGAAACAAAAUCAGCGAGUAUUUCCGAGCACGAAGGGGUACUCCAUGCUCCCCGAAUUGCUAGGGCGUCAAAAGUUCCAAAGUUGGCCUUGCCUGAGAACUACAUACCAAAAUUUUUGCAAACAUUGUUGAAGGUUGAUUUCAAUACAGCUAAUAUCAGCUUGUCAUCUACUGAAGAAGAGUCACUCAGAAAUAUUAAGAAGUUGAUCUUUGAGGAUGGUACUCUGAAAUUACGAUCUAGACAGUCCCUCACCGAACAUAAUUAUAUUGAGCGACUUCACUACGAAAUGUGGAUCGAAGAAUAUCAAUCUUUGAAAGAAAUGCGUCCGUAUGCUCGAACAGACGUCAGUUUUCUGACUGAUAAAUUGUCGGAAAAUUUGAUUGGAAUCAUCCUAACGAAUCUCUUCGAAGGAAGACCUUCGCUUUUGAAAGGUGAUUUUGCAAUCGUAAAAUCGAAAUCGACAAGCUUCCUUCAGGGUUUUAAAAGGUUUGAAGGUAGCGUUCAGCUGGUCGAGAAAAAUGCUGUCUACGUUCGAGUUAAUCAUGAAACAUUUUACUCGGAGGAAUGCUGGGUGCAUAAGGCUGAUGUAGAAUUUAGAUUUAAUCGCACUCCAUUGAGAAUGGGGCAUUCAGUUUUAGAGAGUCUUCCUGGAUUCAGAUGGCAGAGGUCACUGUUCCCUAAAUCGUUUGAUGAGAAACCUAAAAAUAUCCAGUUGAGGCCAUUUUUCAAUCAAUCGAUAGCGGAAAACGAUCUUCAGGUUCGAGCUAUUACUAACAUAGUUCAAAACAGAGCUUAUCCGGCGCCUUAUAUCUUGUUCGGACCUCCUGGAACUGGUAAAACUGCCACACUUGUCGAAGCGAUAGCUCAAGUCUGGAGUACGAUAGAAAAAAGCCGAAUUUGCGUGUUUGCUUCAUCAAAUUCAGCUGUCGAUGUGAUAGCAAAGCGUCUAUUACAAUAUAUACCGUUAUCGGAUUUAAUUCGGAUUUACAGUUUGUCUCGUAACGAUGCCGACUUCGUUUCGGAAUUACAAGGUUGCUGCAAUUACGACUCUAGAACAAAAGAGGUAUUUUUUCCCUGUUUCAACGAGUUAAAACGCAAAAGAAUCGUCGUUAUGACACCCGUCGCUGCUGGAAGGUACAUUUUAUGUGGCGUCUGCAAUUUUGAUUAUAUAUUUAUUGACGAAGCUGCACACGCUUUGGAAGUUGAUGUUUUGAUUCCUAUCCGAGCUUUUUUGCAUAACACUUCGAGCAGUUUGGUUUUAGCCGGAGAUACUAAACAGCUCGGACCAGUGGUCAGGUCACGCUAUGCGUCUGACUUGGGAUACGGAAUGUCGCUGAUGGAAAGGUUGAUGACAACAUGUAACCUUUACAAAAAAGACCCAGUCAGCGGACAGUACAACUCCAAAGUUAUCACGAAGCUGUUAAUUAAUUAUCGAUCUCAUGAAGCUAUUCUGCGUAUUCCGAACCAACAAUUUUACGAAAACGAAUUGAUAGCAAAAGGUUCGGAAAAAUUGAUUUCUAGUAUGUCCCAAUGGGAUAAAUUACCAAAGAAAGGAUUUCCAAUAAUUUUUCAUAGCGUCAAGGGACUGGAAAAACGUGAAGAUAAUUCUCCAAGUUAUUUUAAUUUGGAAGAAGUCGACGUUGUGGAAGAUUACGUGUCCAAAUUGUUCGAUUCGAAAAACCUAAAAUUCGAUGAAAGUGAUGUAGGAGUAAUCUCACCUUAUAGAAAACAGGUUCAAAAAAUAAGACAACGAUUGUUCCGAUCGUGGACCAAAAUUAACAUAGCCAGCGUCGAAGAAUUUCAGGGUCAAGAAAGGAAAAUAAUCAUCAUGUCGACUGUUCGAUCUCGACAUGAAUUGCUAGCUACCGAUUAUAAAUACGGUUUAGGUUUUUUGAAAAACGAAAAAAGAUUCAAUGUUGCCAUCACAAGAGCAAUAUCUCUUCUUAUUGUGAUCGGCAAUCCCGAUAUACUUCAAUGUGAUCCGAACUGGAGAGCGUUUCUGAAGUUUUGUAAGGACAAUUCUGCUUUCAUUGGUGAACCAGCUAGUGGUUCUCUUCCGGAUUUGAUCCCAAUAUGAACUACGAUUUAUGAAUACGUCUAAACGGAUUUCAAAUCUAAUCGAAUCAGUUAUUAUUGACGUAAAUUUUAUUGUAUGUAUUGUGAUUGAGCGAUCUCGUCUUAUCGAAAUUUCUGUGUGAUUUAAUGAAUAAGAGUUUAUAUAGGUAUAUUUUUUUGUUCGUGAUUAGUUGUGCUUGUAAUGCUUUCAUAUUACAAAAAAUAAGGUUUUUAUAUUGUAGUUUUAUUAUUAUUUUUUAUUUUAUUAGGUAUUUUUAUAAUUGUGUACCAGUGUACCUACCUAUGUUUAAUUUACCUUUUUUUGUUUUGCUCGGGAGUUGAAAAUAUAUUUUUUUUGUUUUUGAA